Molecule: messenger RNA, 5019 nt
Organism: Manis pentadactyla (Chinese pangolin)
Lineage: Eukaryota; Metazoa; Chordata; Mammalia; Pholidota; Manidae
Gene: ING5
Product: inhibitor of growth family member 5
Exons: 7
Coding region: 623-1564 (313 amino acids)
Biological process (GO): positive regulation of DNA-templated transcription; positive regulation of apoptotic signaling pathway
Cellular component (GO): nucleus
Molecular function (GO): chromatin binding
Source: RefSeq, a predicted model, not a curated record
UACCUGUGUGAAGGCUUGGAGGUGGAGGUGCCUGUCUGCUCAUUGAGCACCUGCUGUGUGCCAGGUCCCCAUUUUCCUGGAAUUUACUGCCAAAUGGGGCAGAUGGGUUUUUUUAAAGUUGACAGAAGAUUAAGGGCUGUAAAGGAGCCCAGCAGGUUGCAGAAGAGCAGGGGGUGGCACUGUCCUACAGGGCUUUGGGUAGGACAGAGCAGGGAGGCAGUCCUUGGGGAGGGAGUGUUGAGCCUAGAGGCUGUGGGAGGGGGUCUGAGCUGCUCUCUGGGUGAGCUGGGAGCACUGGGGCUUUAUACAGUGGCUUUUAGCACACACUGAGGAGGGCGGAGGUGCCAAGACUGGAUGCCGGAACCUAGUUGAGCCUGUUGGAGCUGUGGCGGCAGGUGGGGAGCUUGGCCUGGACCAGGAGCAUGGCAGUGCAGACAGGAAGGCAGAGUGCUGUGGUCUCCUGAUCUGCGCUGUAGCAUGGUCUAUUCACCCUCAUGGUAUUGAAACGAGUAAAAUAAAAGGUUCAGCUCCUCAGCAGUACUGGCCCAUUUCGAGUGCUCAGUGGCCCCAUUUGACCAGAGCCCGCUGUGUUGGGCAGCGCAGAGAGCGAAUACCCCUGUCCAUGCAUGAAGUUCUAGCAGAUGGCUCUGGACUUCAGAAUAAAGUUGAGGGGGCAGGCAUUGAGAACCUUCCCUGUGAACUUCAGAGAAACUUCCAGCUCAUGCGAGAGCUGGACCAGAGGACAGAAGAUAAGAAAGCGGAGAUCGACAUGCUGGCUGCAGAGUACAUCUCCACGGUGAAGGCCCUUUCUCCAGGCCAGCGUGUGGAGCAGCUGCGGAAGAUCCAGGACGCCUACAGCAGGUGCAGGGAGUACAGUGACGACAAGGUGCAGCUGGCCAUGCAGACCUACGAGAUGGUGGAUAAACACAUCCGAAGGCUGGACGCGGACCUGGCACGCUUCGAGGCGGAUCUGAAGGACAAGCUGGAGGGCAGCGACUGUGAAGGCUCCGGGGGCCGAGGGCUGAAAAAGGGUCGAGGUCAGAAGGAAAAAAGAGGCUCGCGGGGUCGUGGCAGGAGGACCUCAGAAGAAGACACCCCCAAGAAGAAGAAGCAUAAAGGAGGGUCUGAGUUCAGCGACACUAUCCUGUCUGUGCAUCCGUCUGACGUGCUGGACAUGCCCGUAGACCCAAAUGAGCCCACCUACUGCCUGUGCCACCAGGUGUCCUAUGGGGAGAUGAUAGGCUGUGACAAUCCGGACUGUCCCAUCGAGUGGUUUCACUUCGCCUGUGUGGACCUGACUACGAAGCCCAAAGGGAAAUGGUCAGUAUGGGGUGUCGGCCUCUCUCGGCCUGCGGGCGUCGUGUGCACUGGCUCCCCUGAGGACCGGCGCGUGGACCUUCCCAGCUGCAGCCUUGGGCCCUCUGGGUGCGGCUGUGGGGGCCUGGCCUGUGAUGCAGCCUGGUCCUGCUUCCCAGGGUCUGACUGGCAGAGGGACAUCUGCCCACCCCUCCAUGGGUCACGUUGUCUGUUAUGUUUGUGUAAUACAUUUCUAUUACUCUCCUAAAGGCAGCCAUGCGACCCCUGAGAUAGAGAUAAUGUUAAUUAAAAAUAAGAAACGAGGGGCUCUUUCCCCAGGGAAAUCUUGAGAGGUGAGAGCCUGAGCAUUCAGCACUUGGAGACCUGGGCACCAGCCAGGGGCUCUCUCUGCCGAGGGCCCAUGCCUACCUGAGGGCACUGGGCCCUGCACGCUUGCUAUCCUGGCAUUUAGUUGGCAGCCUCAGCACUUAAUGUUGUCCCUAAGAUUGCAGGUGACUGAACCUGUUUUUUUUGCUUGUGUAAGGAUGGACACAGGACAUGAAGUGGGAUCUUGGGGACACUGCCCCUAGUUCGUCGGUACAGCAGCUAUUUCCAUCGUGGCAUGUUUGCUUGUGUGUGGACAGAGGAAGACCAGAAAUGGAUGACUGCAGGGGGGGGUGGCGCUCGGGUGCUGGGAGCCACAGGCAGUCUUGGCUGGUGGGCAGCUCCCUUGGUGCCGGGAUGCAUGGGGCAGUCUGGGCAGUGAUGCAGUGGACCCAGGUGGGGCCCUGUGGCGUGGGUGACGACCGUGACGGCAGGGCAGCCCGUGGGGCUGAGAGGCUGACCAGGGGCAGGCCAGCCUGUGAUGGGCAUGCGGGCCAGCACGGGCGUGAGGCCGGGAGGCUGGAUUUGAGUUGGAUUAGGACUCAGUGGGUGUGAAUUCAUGGGACUUCGGGUGGAAGGUUACAGUAGGUCUUGGAAGAUAACUCUGCUUCUGGGACUGGGGCUGGGUGGCAGAGCCAGUUUAACUUCUGGUUUCUCUGUGGUAUUCGCAGAGACCACUGAGCAUCCAGGCUCUUGUACGUCAGUGAGGCUUAGCGUCUCUGCUGGCUUGUAAGCUCGCUGCUGGAGCCUAGCUCCCCCAGGGUGCUCCGUGCCCACUCACUGGCACGGCUGGACGCUGGAGAAUGGAGGCCUGGGGCCCGGCGAGCCUGCCACAUGUGGAUCGGCUGCCUUGUGCAUAGGGAGUGCAGGAGCUGAGGGGCAAGGCUGGGUGGAAUGCUGUCCCGUGUCAUCAGUGGCCGCUGUGGCCCAGGAGUGACCUGCAUCUGAGCCCUGGACUUACUUGUCCAGGGUCACCAGAGAGCACUUGUGAGUCAGGCAGGUUCCGGGGCCCACCCAGACUGUGCGGGGGCUGCAUGCCUGCUGGGGUAAGUCUGCUACACCCUCCCACCAUACUUGGCUGUCAGCCCCUCCAGUCCACCGGCGUGACGUGGCAUUGUCUCCAUUUUGGUUGCUGGUGACCCCAUUAGCACACAGGGAAAUCCAGCCAGUUGAUGAAGAGGAUGCCUGUGCGUGAAAUCCGUCUUUCUCAUUGAUCCGUAUCUACCAGCGUUUAAACAGGUGUGCUGGGUAGAGCACCUGCGUGGGUUGCCACAGGGCCGCUGUGUGCUCUCGGCCUGAGGGCUCUCCUCCCGCUGUUUUGUCUGCGGGCAGCUAUCCUGGGAGACCCCGGGGGCGGGGAUGGGCCUCCUGCGGGCUACGGCCGAUCGCUGUGCCUCUCCCAUCCAGGUUCUGUCCCCGGUGCGUCCAGGAAAGGAGGAAGAAGAAGUAAGGAGGGGCUGACCAGGACCAGAAGAGCAAGUUAAUGUGUUCCUUCCCUCAUUCGUGUUGCAAUAUUUUAUCUUCGUUUUUAAAAUUACCUUCUUUUGAACGACAUUUAAUAACUCAGUGGCCAGGUGUGAUUCUGAAUGUUUCCUAAAACACGCGAGUCCACCUGAGCCAUGUGUGCACUGAGGAGCGCGCUUACAGGAACUUGCCACGUGACUGCGCUCCCAUGCCUUCCUGUACAGACCCCAGCGCCGAGCACAGCAGUCAUGCCGAGCAGCCAUUUCCUGGGUAUGUGUGGUGCAGAGCAGUGGACCUGGUGGAUAUCCCACUGGAAACUGCCAUCACUUUGCAGCUAGAGGAGGGAGCCUCACUGGUAGCAUCCGGGCCUGCAGCACCACUGCGGCACAUUUGUGCCACGUGAGGGGCCGAUGAAGGAAUCUGGCAUGGCGUUGCUGGGAUGCGUCUCCCAGCUCUGCGUGGAAGCCAAUGACCUCCUGGGAAGGACUGGGCUCUCCCUGAAGGGGGGGCCCUCCUUGGCUGUGCACUGCCUUUGCCGUCCAGACUCCCAGUCCCCUCCGUGUGGGUUCACCUUCUGGAGUAAACGGCUCUUUAUUAGCAAACGGGCUGUCGGUUACCAUGACCAGUGCCCAUAAGAGACAGUGUAACCAGCGGGCUGUCUUUCUGUGUCUCGGGGAAUUCUGACGCUUUUACUGUGAAGACGAAGUUAUUGUAAUAGCAUGAAGGUAGCAGGCCUGUGUGCAUGUGGAGUGCGUCCAAUCUACUAGAAGCUGUAUGCCUGUCAUGCUACUGACUAGGUAUAACUUGUAUCCCAAGGGAUUACAGUCGUGUCUUGUGAUUUGUGAAUUUCUCAUGCCACAUAGCAGCUCUGGAGUGAAGCUAGGACUGGGGAAUUCUUUCUGUUUAAUCAGCAUUCACCAAACCGAUUUUGAACUGUCUGGUCAUGUCGGGGGAAAUUGCAUGCACAUGGUGUGUUGAGAUCCAUUUGCGACAGUACAUGAGGUGUGACCUCUGGGCACGUCCUUGCACUCUGUCUCCACAGCAGCAGUUAGAGAGGUCAGGGUUCCUGAGACCCUGUUUCCUUCUCAUGGCCCAGUUUCCUUGGUAUUUUCCUCCCAUUUGCUACUAUUUUACCAAGGAGAGGAAAUAAAGCUGGAAGGAGCUUGAAGCUGUACCCUUGAUGGGCUGCUCCCCACCAAGCAGGCUACCAUUUGGCACGUGAGAUGAGAGCGGUGCAUCAGGGACUCCGCGGUCUGGCUGGAGCCAUCUGUGGUCCGGUGGCCUCUGCCUGCAGUGGGCAGUCGGGACUGCUGUCUUUUCUGGAGCAGGCUGAGGGAGCAGGACUUGCCCAUGGCGGCCGAGGCAGGGUCAGUGUGGCAGGCGCCAGCCUUCCAUGGGACGGGGUGCUUGGGGUGGGGGCUCUGCAGUGGCUGUGGUGUGUCCCUGUGGGCCCCGGGCCUGAUGAGCCUCCUUGGAACUGACGCCUCCCUACUGCUCAGGAAGAGGAGUCGGGGCAUCAGAACGGCUCCGGCCAGCACACACCCAGGUCUCAACCAUGGCCGGGAAAUGAGGCAUGUUUGUAUUUAGCAACUUAGCUUUUUGUUAACAUGGGUGUUUUAAAGAUUGCGGGGAGUAAAUUGUGGAAAAUUUUUUUCUUUACUCUUUUACCAGUUUUGUGGGAAAGAUAGGUAAGUACAAUAAGCCUGUGAUGGUUCUUUAGAAGCUGAUUUAAUAUGUACCCUUCAUCUGUGAACGCUUCAUGUGGUCGUCCUCCAGGAAAACUGGUGUUUGCAGAUGUAGGUGGAUGGCCGGUUAAGUUUCGGUUGUCACCUGGUUUCCCAGGAAAGAUGACCAACUUUCCUGUCUUCAGCUUCU